Messenger RNA from Caenorhabditis sp. 36 PRJEB53466, 887 nucleotides. The record is from the annotation of a GenBank genome assembly. Lineage: Eukaryota; Metazoa; Nematoda; Chromadorea; Rhabditida; Rhabditidae.
AUGAACGGAGCCAAGUUCUUUCGUCCGUGGGAGAACCACCACCCGCAACACUCGAUCUCGUCUCCCGACUCGCCGCCCGACUCGCCCGAAUCUGGCGGUUCGGUGACAAAAAGACGGAAAUGCGAGAGAUGCACAUGCCCGAAUUGCAAAGCCAUGUGAGUUUAAUGGGUUUUCGUGGAGGGAUUAGUGUGAGCCGUCGGAAUGGGCCUUCGAAUCGGGAGGGCCUAGUUGAAUGACGCUAUUAGGACUACGGUAUUCCCUCGCAUUCACCCGCUGUCCCUAGUUUUGUGUCUGUUCUUUUCUUUCCGGGCGUUCGCUCGUUCGUCGAUAACGGUGAAUCAUCAGCACUCUGCACACUUUCCUCCAUGACCUUUUCGUGUGUGUCCAACUCUCUGUCGGGAGGUUCUUUUGAAAUUAGUGUUGUGAUCGCCCUGAUUACUUAGUUCUGUUUGCCAACGUGGCUAGGGCACCAGCCAACAAUCGUAACAUUUACAGAAAGCACGGCGACAGAGGGUCCCAGCACACUCAUUUGUGCAGCGUUUCUGGAUGUGGAAAGACGUACAAAAAGACGAGUCACUUGAGGGCCCAUCUCAGGUAAUAGAGGAGCAGGAUUGAUGAGUGAUAAAGCAAUUGCGAUUGCAGAAAGCACACUGGAGAGAGGCCAUUCGUGUGUCGUUGGAGGGAGUGCGGAAAGAGAUUCGAUAGAAGCGACCAACUGAUCCGCCACGUGAGAACACACACGAAGGACUGCCGGUGAGGAAAAGAGUACAAGCAUUUCUAGGAGUCGUUUCAGAUUCUCGUGUCAAUUCUGCGCGCGUCAGUUCGCCCGAUCGGAUCACCUCCAGCAACACAUGACUUCCGUGCAUAACAUCAUCGUAGUCGACUAG